Molecule: messenger RNA, 1281 nt
Organism: Lucilia sericata (common green bottle fly)
Lineage: Eukaryota; Metazoa; Arthropoda; Insecta; Diptera; Calliphoridae
Exons: 2
Coding region: 134-721 (195 amino acids)
Source: RefSeq, a predicted model, not a curated record
AGUGUAGCAUUUGUCAAUUCAACCAUUAGACUAAUUACCACCGGAUUUAUUUGUCCUAUAUAAAUUGUUUUAAAUUAAACGUGGAAAAAAAUCGAUUUAAUUGUUAUAAAAAAAUUAAGUAAAAUUUAAGAUAAUGGCCGAAGGAACUUAUGAAUAUGAAUGUAUGAGAGCUGAAUUGUUGGGCAUUGCAAAGCCUGACAAAGAAGAAUUUGAAAAGGCCAGAGCCGAAAGGCUACAACAGGAACAAGAUGAACGUGAAGCAGCUGAAGCGAAGAUGCUGGAAGAACAAGAUGAAGCUUUAAAAGGUACAGGCAGUAAAUUGGACGAAUUGACUGGCAUUUUAUCAUCAACACAACAAAAACUUAAUCGUUUUAAACAAACUGCUUGCGGCAGUCUGACUAAUAUAUUCAGCAGAACUAGUUCAAUGGAUACGGGCAAGUCGCAACUCAACGAAGACACGCCCAAUACUUCAUCAAGACGUAAUACAACAGCGGCCAAUACAUCGGCCGAUAUUAAUCAGGCUCUUGAUAAUUUGGAUAAUAUGCAACAUCAGGAGGGUCAGCCAGUGAUACCAACAGAAAAAAUACGUCAAGCUAAAUUGGAUUUGGAUAAGAAAAUGACUUCUCAUUUAGAUGCUUUGGAUAGAAUGAUUAAUAAAGCCGAUCAGGCAGAGAUAGCCAUGCAUGAACAAACUAAACAAAUGCGUAAAAUGGCAAAGUAAAAUCUAAACUUGCAAUUAUUAAGUGAAAAAUUAUAUAUUUAUGUAUUUUCCCAAUUAAACAACAAGCGUUUGUGUAUAUGAUGUAGCUUGUUUUAAAAACCGUAACAAAUAUGUAUUCUAAAGUAUGUGUGUAUUUUUUAAAGAAGUUUAUUCAGUUUUAAACCUUUGUAAUUUUGAUAAUUGUAUUGUUUUAGUUCUCAAUAGAUUUAUGGGUUUCACUCGGAUUGAGUCAAAUUAUUGUCAUUUAGAACUUAAGCUUGCAAUUCUAGCAAUUACAAAUAUAAUUAUAUUUGUUCUAACGCAAAACAUCUAAAAACGUAUAAGCUUUUAUCAAAUAUUGCAAAACUAGAAGUUCCAAACAAACUGGUACAAACUUUAUACUGUUAAUGACUUCCAUAUCUUGAACUGUAAAUUCAAAGCUAGCUUAUAUUUAGCUGGUCAUCCGUUUUAUUCAAAAAUUAUUUACAACCCCUUAUGAAUUUUUUAAAAUAAUUUUUAUUAUGUUAUUGUUGUGAGUAUAAUAGCAAAUAAUAAAUAUAUAUGUAUAAAAAAUCUUAUAU